UGCCAUCGCUCUCCUACGGUACUGCUGCCUACCGCGCGUCUCGUCCCUUCGCUGCCGCUCUAUCUAUCUCGGCCGGAGCCAUGGGCGGCGGUGGCGCGGCGCUGCUGCUGCUGGUGAUGUGGGCGGGCGUGGCGUCGGCGGCCGUGUACGAGGUGGGCGGCACGAUUGGGUGGACCGUCAUGGGCAACCCCGACUACGCCGCCUGGGCCAGCUCCAAGCAGAUCGUCAUCGGCGACACUGUUGUGUUCACGUAUAACAAGCAGUUCCACAACGUGCUGGCGGUGAGCAAGGCGGACUACAAGAACUGCAUCGCCACCAAGCCGACGGCCACCUGGUCCACGGGGAACGAUUCCGUCGUCCUCAACACCACGGGCCACCACUACUUCCUCUGCGGCUACCCGGGCCACUGCGCUGCCGGCCAGAAGGUGGACAUCCGCGUCGCCUCCUCUGCUGCCCCUUCCGCCGCACCGUCGCCGACCCCCUCCGGCUCCAAGCCCUCCGGCGGCGCCACGGCCGCGCCGUCGCCGCACCCUAACGCCGCGCCGAAGGCCCUCUCCGCCAGCUCCGUAGCCGCGGCUGUCGCCACGUCCCUGCUCUCCCUGGCCGCGGCCGUGCUGGCAUGAUCACUUGAUCAGGAUCGUGUAGUGCUGGCCAGGGGACGGCGCCUUUGUGAAUUGUGAGAGCUCGUACUGUGUCUGUGUGACUGUCUCUGUGGCCGUAUGAGCAUUUAGCCCUGGAUCUGUGUUUGUUACUCUGUCUUGCUGACUUUGCUUCGGGAACAUCGAUUAUCU
Zea mays is the source of this 791-nucleotide messenger RNA. RefSeq names its product Cupredoxin superfamily protein. The transcript is spliced from 2 exons. The record is from RefSeq and is marked validated. Gene Ontology annotation, cellular component: plasma membrane. The coding region runs from base 81 to 623 and encodes 180 amino acids. Gene Ontology annotation, molecular function: electron transfer activity. Lineage: Eukaryota; Viridiplantae; Streptophyta; Magnoliopsida; Poales; Poaceae.